Hibiscus syriacus is the source of this 758-nucleotide messenger RNA. RefSeq names its product multiple organellar RNA editing factor 2, chloroplastic-like. Gene Ontology annotation, biological process: mitochondrial mRNA modification; cytidine to uridine editing. NCBI's taxonomy places the organism in Eukaryota, Viridiplantae, Streptophyta, Magnoliopsida, Malvales, Malvaceae. Gene Ontology annotation, cellular component: mitochondrion. The record is from RefSeq and is a predicted model, not a curated record.
UCUCUUCACUCUCUCCAUCCAGGAUCUCUCUCAACAUGGCCCAACCCCUAAAACGCGCCGCCACCUCCAGCCUCACGCGCCAUCUUGCUUCAUCUUUCCUCCUUCCCAAACGCCUCCUCUCAACCACCUCCAUUACCCACCCUCCUCCCAUUCCUUCUCCCCUCCUCUACCGUCGCUCUCUUACCCCUCUUUCCCACGCCGUCCGAUCUCUCCCUCUCGCCGCCGCGCGCUUCACCUCCAUCCGAUGCCGCGUCAACCGUUCCGGGAACUCGGCUUACUCCCCACUUAACUCGGGGUCAAACUUCAGUGACCGGCUUCCUACCGAAAUGGCCCCGCUUUUUCCGGGGUGUGAUUAUGAGCAUUGGCUUAGUGGAGAAGGGGCUACUAAACAGUAAAUGAUUGAUUGUUAUAUCAAAACCCUUGCUAAAGUCAUCGGCAGUGAAGAGGAAGCUAAGAAGAAGAUAUACAAUGUUUCCUGUGAGAGAUACUUUGGAUUCCGUUGCGAGAUUGACGAAGAGACCUCGAAUAAGUUAGAAGGAUUGCCCGAUGUUCUAUUUGUGCUUCCGGAUUCUUAUGUUGAUCCUGAAUACAAGGAUUAUGGAGCUGAGCUUUUUGUUAACGGCGAGAUAGUGGAAGCAAUGAGGUUGAUGUGUUGCUGGACGUAUGAAAGACAGAGGAGGGUGGAACCACAGCCCCAGAGGGCCCAAGACAGACCAAGGUACAACGACAGGACCCGCCAUGCACGUCGAAUGCGCUGA